Molecule: messenger RNA, 1291 nt
Organism: Cynoglossus semilaevis (tongue sole)
Lineage: Eukaryota; Metazoa; Chordata; Actinopteri; Pleuronectiformes; Cynoglossidae
Product: PR domain zinc finger protein 12-like
Exons: 9
Coding region: 1-1059 (352 amino acids)
Biological process (GO): regulation of gene expression; neurogenesis
Cellular component (GO): nucleus
Molecular function (GO): histone methyltransferase binding
Source: RefSeq, a predicted model, not a curated record
AUGGGGUCAAGUCUAUUACGGGUCCGCAGACCAGAGUGCUGUCCUGGUCUGCUACGGUCGAAGAGCACUGAACGGGAAGACAAGGAUCUCAAGUCAACAGUCUAUCAAAGGGUGAGGGUCACGGAUGCAAACCACAGAGAACUGGCGGAGAAGCUGCCGCUCCCUCCGCCCGGCCAUGGGCUCCGUGCUUCCUCGUUGGCCCUCAAGCCGGCCUUCAAGCAGCAGCAGCCGCUCUCCCUGGCGGACAUCAUCACCUCGGACAUCCUGCACAGCUUCCUGUACGGCCGCUGGAGACACGUCCUGAGUGAACAGCAUCAGCAUCAGCAGCAGCACCACAGCCAGCAGCAGCAGCAUCAGCUGCAGCACGAGGAGCGUACGGCCCCGAGCGCCAGCCCCAAGACCGCCUUCACCGCGGAGGUUCUGGCGCAGUCCUUCUCCGGAGAGGUGCAGAAGUUGUCCAGCCUGGUUUUACCCAGUGAAGUGAUCAUCGCUCAGAGCUCCGUCCCAGGUGAAGGUUUGGGAAUUUUCUCCAAAACUUGGAUCAAAGCAGGGACGGAGAUGGGACCCUUCACUGGACGCCUCAUCUCCCCGGAACACAUCGACCUGUACAAGAACAACAACCUCAUGUGGGAGUUGUUUAAUGAAGACGGAAGUGUCCGCUACUUCAUCGAUGCCAGUCAGGAGGAUCAGAGGAGCUGGAUGACGUACAUUAAAUGUGCCCGAAAUGAACAGGAACAGAACCUGGAGGUGGUUCAGAUCGGCAGCAGCAUUUUCUACAAGGCCGUGGAGACCGUCCCGCCGGACCAGGAACUGCUCGUCUGGUAUGGAAACUCCUACAACACCUUUCUGGGAAUUCCUGGUAUUCCUGGAGGAGAAGAGGAGCAGAGCAAGAAGAGCAAGACCGAUGAGUUUCACACCUGCGAAGUGGUGAUGGUGGGGGGAGGAGGCGUGGGAGGAGGAAGCCACGCGGCCAACUCACCUCCUCCUCACCCGCCGCAGCUAACUGUCAUGCCUCACCCGGCGUCGCUGGUUCACCAUAUACCAACCAUGGUACUGUGAUGGAGAUAGACAGACAGACAGGCAGGUGUGAGACAGACAGACAGACAGGAAACGAAUCAAAACGAGCCAGUACUGACUCGAACUACAAACUGAAGAACGUUUAUUGUUUAUUUCCAAACGUAAACUCACACGUCGGUCGGCGUCGCAUUCACUGAGAAUGAAUCACUCUCUGCAAAUGAAUCACUCUCUGCAAAUAAAUCACUCACUGCGAAUAAAUCACUCUGCAAAUGAA